AGCCGGCUCUUCAUUUCUCCGCAGCUCACGUAACCCUGGUGUUGGUGUUUCCUCAGACCUGCGUUCAUCAGCGCCUUCACAGCAUCCUGGCUAUUCAGGACGUCCCUACAUGCGAAAUGCAUUUUCCAUGAAGCCCAUUGAUCGUACAGUGGCGCAUCAUUGGUCCAUUCAUUAGAGGGUGGAAAAAAGGAAGUUGGAGUUGGAGGAAGGACAGCCAAGCUUCCCUCUGAUAAAGUUCUCUAAACCCAAAAGAUGUCAACACAGACUAUCGAUAAGGCAGGAAGAGGAACCAAAACCUCUAAAACCUCAAAGGAUCACAAAAAGCCCACACCAGAGGCCCUAAAAGGAGCCAUCCAGCUGGGCAUCGGUUAUGCUGUUGGAAACCUCAGCUCCAAACCAGACAGAGAUGUUCUCAUGCAGGACUUUUCAGUGGUGGAAACCGUCUUCUUGCCCAGUGAAGGCAGCAACAUGACCCCAGCGCAUCACUUCCCAGAUUUCCGUCUGAAAACGUACGCCCCGCUGGCUUUUCGCUACUUCAGGGAGCUCUUUGGGAUCAAGCCAGACGACUAUCUGUACUCCAUCUGCAAGGAGCCACUGAUAGAGCUCUCCAACCCUGGAGCCAGCAGUUCCUGGUUCUACCUCACCAGCGACGAUGAGUUCAUCAUAAAGACGGUGCAGCACAAAGAGGCGGAGUUUCUGCAGAAGCUACUUCCUGGUUACUACAUGAAUCUGAAUCAGAACCCGAGGACGUUGUUGCCCAAGUUUUACGGCCUUUACUGCAUCCAGUGCGGCGGCGUCACGGUGCGAGUGGUGGUGAUGAACAAUGUUCUGCCACGAGCCAUGAAGAUGCACUUCAAGUACGACCUGAAGGGCUCCUCAUACAAACGCCGCGCGUCACGUAAAGAGCGCGUGAAGAACUCACCCACCUACAAAGACCUGGACUUCCAGGAGAUGCACCAGGACGGCCUGUACUUUGACCCAGACACCUACAGUGCUUUGAUUAAGACCCUGCAAAGAGACUGCCGGGUACUUGAGAGCUUCAAGAUCAUGGACUACAGUCUUCUGUUGGGGAUUCACGUGUUGGACAGGAAGCCACUGAGCAGAGGAAACAGAUGUGACAGCAGAAGAGGACAGAAAGUACUUUACUCCACCGCCCUCGAGUCCAUCCAGGGGAAUGUGAAGGACCCAGAACCGGUGGCAGAUGAUGACACACUGGGUGGAAUUCCUGCAAAACACAAAGAUGAGAACCUGCUCAUCUUUUUAGGAAUCAUUGAUAUCCUUCAGUCGUACAGGUUCAUUAAGAAGGUGGAACACUCCUGGAAGGCUCUUGUACACGACGGGGACACGGUGUCAGUCCACAGGCCAUGUUUCUACGCAGAUAGGUUUUUAAAAUUCAUGAGCACAACCGUAUUCAGAAAGCUUCAUCCUUUAAGAGGAGCAUCUUCAAAAAGGAAAAGGAGUUCCCUCCAUGCAGGAAAGGCAUCUUCUCAGGAGUUUCUGUCCACGCAGAGGGAGAAGAAGGAGGAGAAGAGGGCCCAAAGCAUGGAUAACCUGGAUGGAAACUUUUACAGUUCCUCCAAACAACCAGAUCUUCUUCCCAAAUCUGCUCUUACCGAGUCCAUCCAAAACGAUGAAGAGGACGCUGAGAACAGUGAAGAUCGGCGGGACUCCAGUUCAACUUUGGCUCUGGAUGACCCGCUGCCGUCCCUCAGCAGAAGCCAGUCAGACUCCGAGCUGGACGUUUAUUUGCCUCACACAGACUCACCCAGGCGACCCAGCUGGAGCUGAUCACUCGUUUGUGUUGCAGUGUCCGUAAAAAUUGAGGAGGCACCUAUAUUUCCGUCUGACAACAUGGAGAUAUCUUUUAAAAGACUACAAGCAGCAACAUGCUGGAUCUUGCUCUGUGCCUCUCUCUCUCGUCCUGAUUUUCUGCGUCACCAUCAGUUCGCCAAAUCACUGUAAACCGCAUUGUUCUACUAUUAAUAGAAGUGGUUGGAGUUUGUGUGUGUGUGGUUUCAGAAACGCUGUGCUGACAAAAAAGAAA
Fundulus heteroclitus (mummichog) is the source of this 2044-nucleotide messenger RNA. It is a transcript of the gene pip5k1ba, whose product is annotated as phosphatidylinositol-4-phosphate 5-kinase, type I, beta a. The record is from RefSeq and is a predicted model, not a curated record. The coding region runs from base 253 to 1788 and encodes 511 amino acids. Gene Ontology annotation, biological process: phosphatidylinositol metabolic process. Gene Ontology annotation, molecular function: phosphatidylinositol kinase activity. Lineage: Eukaryota; Metazoa; Chordata; Actinopteri; Cyprinodontiformes; Fundulidae. The transcript is spliced from 15 exons.